ACUCUAUUUUCAUGCUGCCGAUCAGGCUAUGACAUAGCUACACCGCAAAGCUAUAAAGGAACUCGACUCCUCGAUUAUUUCGGAAUUGAACCAUCCAGAAAAACAAACACCACUGAAACAGUCAAUUUGAAGUGACACAUCCACUUACACACCAUCCUACACUUUGACUUCAACAUACACUCACCAGUCUCUUAUCCUAUCCCGCAACACACAAUCAACCAGCAAAAUGGGCUCCAUCACCCCCGUAUCCGAGUCCAGGCUCUUCAAGCCCUUGAAGAUGGGCAAUGUCACUCUUCAACAUCGCAUCGUCUUCCCUCCCCUGACCCGCAACCGUAACGACGAUGACCACACGCCUCUCCCCCUCAUGGAAAAGUACUACGCCGACCGCGCCUCCACGCCCGGCACAUUGGUCAUUUCCGAGGCCACUUCAAUUUCUCACGCCGAAGAGGGACAGCGCAACAUCCCUGGUUUCGUCAGCGAUCGUCAGGUUGCCGCUUGGAAGAAGAUCAUCGAUGGCGUACACGCUAAGGGCUCUUUCUACUUCCAGCAGAUCUGGGGCCUCGGACGAGCUUCCACAACUGAUUAUAUCGCCGAGCGAGGCUUCCCAUACCGAUCUAGCAGUGACGUGCCUCUGGAGGGUUGCGAUGUUGCACCCAGAGCUAUGACGGAGGAGGAGAUCCUUCAGACGAUCCAGGACUUUGUCGAUACAGCCAAGAGGGUUGUUGCCGCUGGUGGAGAUGGUGUUGAGAUCCAUUCCGCUCAUGGCUAUCUCCUCGAUCAGUUCCUCUCCGACGCUGUCAACAAGCGCACCGACAAGUGGGGUGGUUCCAUCGAGAACCGAUCACGAUUCACGCUCGAGGUGGUCAAGGCCGUUGUUGCAGCCAUCGGCGCCGAGAAAGUGGCUAUUCGUCUCUCUCCUUACGCUGGAUUCCAAGGAGCCAUCAAGUCCGACAUCAACGAGUUGUACACCUACCUCAUUGAGGAGCUCAAGAAGAUGAAUGUCAAAUUCGCCUACCUCUCUCUUGUCGAGGCGACCGGCGAUCCUGCUGCCAUUGUUCUCGGCACCGAGGCACCCAACAAGGGCAAGACUUUGGAUUUCAUUCUCGAGGCCUGGGAUAACCUGUCGCCUGUUCUCGUCGCGGGAGGUUACACGCCCGAGACUGCGGCCUGGGCGUUGGAUGACCACUACAAGAAGUGGGAUGUGCUCAUCGCAUUCGGCCGACACUUCCUGGCCAAUCCUGACUUGGUCUUCAGAGUUAAGAAUGGCAUUGAGUUGAACAAGUACAACAGAGCGACCUUUUAUUUGACCAUGUCGGACGUGGGCUACAACGACUACCCAUUCAGCGAUGAGUUUUUGAACACCCAGGCAUGAGUCUGAGUGGUUGGAGUUUGAGAUGGCGCGAGGAUAAUCUUUUUUAAAAUCCCUGAUCGAUACAUAGACAUAGAAGGAGAGGGCACAUAGAUAUGCGAAUCAUGAACUUUUAUCACUCUAUCUGUUUCGUUGUAUACCAGAUUAUCCGCUUCAUCCACGUCUCAAUAGGCCCUCGAUAACUUCCUAGCUUUGCCCCGCA
Messenger RNA from Ilyonectria robusta, 1571 nucleotides. RefSeq names its product NADH:flavin oxidoreductase NADH oxidase family protein. The transcript has a single exon. Lineage: Eukaryota; Fungi; Ascomycota; Sordariomycetes; Hypocreales; Nectriaceae. The record is from RefSeq and is a predicted model, not a curated record. The coding region runs from base 227 to 1372 and encodes 381 amino acids. Gene Ontology annotation, molecular function: NADPH dehydrogenase activity; FMN binding.